This is a messenger RNA of Numida meleagris (helmeted guineafowl), 10286 nucleotides long. It is a transcript of the gene DLG3, whose product is annotated as discs large MAGUK scaffold protein 3. Gene Ontology annotation, cellular component: postsynaptic density membrane; neuromuscular junction; neuron projection. Lineage: Eukaryota; Metazoa; Chordata; Aves; Galliformes; Numididae. Gene Ontology annotation, biological process: chemical synaptic transmission. The transcript is spliced from 21 exons. Bases 5649 to 7937 code for a protein of 762 amino acids. The record is from RefSeq and is a predicted model, not a curated record. Gene Ontology annotation, molecular function: kinase binding.
CCCCGCACCGCGUCCCACCCGGCCACCGGCUGCCACCGUGGGGACAGCACCGGGGCUGCGUGCCCAUAGCGCCGCGGGACGGUGCCGGGGAGGUGCCUGGGGCUGGUGUUUCCUUGGGCUGGUCCCUUUGGGAUGGUGAUGCUCAGGCUGGGAGACGUGGCAAUAACGCCAAUAGCAUCCCCCGUGUGUUAGCGCUCGCGUGGUCCAGUGUCAGCCCUGUGGGCUGGGAGGAGAGAUGGAUGUGGCACAGGAUGGAAAUCCUCCCAGCCCUGUCCUUUUUGCCCCAUAUCUCCGUCUCGCUCCCACCUCGCGGUUUUCCACCUUUUUCUCCAAGCUCCUCAAUGGCAGGUCCAUUCCUCAGCAUACCGGCAGCUUUUCUCUGCUGUUUGCCAUCUAUCUGGAUGUGGGUCGUAAAUCUCAGCUUCCUCCUGGUGCGAGCGCAUCGUGUGGGCUCUGUACCUGGUGUUGGUUGUAGGGACGAGUGAAGGGCAAAACGCGCUCUGAGCCUUUAGGGAGGGCUGGAGUGGCUGUGAUGGAUGGAGCUCACCAGAUGUAAAAUAACACGAAGACUUUGUUUUCCUUGGCACAGCUUUAAUCAGUCCUUGUUUGCUAGGUCGGAUUCCUCUUCCAAAAUAUGUUAAACGUGAAAAUCACACUGCUGCUUUUCCCUCGGUUUUCGAUGUUUCCCUUCUCACUUUAGACUCCAAUAAAAUGGGUAAUGUCCCAUUUUUUUUCCUUACUGUUGAAUUUCUCCUUUUCCUCUCACUGCUCUCUGCGUCCUCAAACACUCACCAAAUCCUUACCUGUGCUGGAAGAGGUGGGGACCGUGGUUUUACGGAGACGAGAGGUGGUCUCUGCAGUGAAAACUUGCUUUGCAUCCACUGGGAAUCCACCUGCUUUUAAUAUUUCAUCCUCUGGGAUUUCAGAUGGAGCCUUCCCCCUUUCCCCCUACGCUCACCCUGGUGUCCCUGGGCUGCACCCCUGCACACGGGGCUCUCAGGGGCAGGAACCUACAAGCACAGCAGCUCUUCCAUUCAGCCCCGCGUGCCUGGCUGAGAUGUAGACACCUCCCCUCAAUGUUGAGAUUUCACACGAUGGGGAAUCUGCUGUGUGAUAGCCCGGCUCUCCUGAUGGUUAUUUCUCCUUUCCAUUAAAAAUCUGCACUUUACUGCUAGCCUGGAUUCCUCUCGCUUUAGCUCCCAGCCCCAGGAGGUUUUGCUGCCUUUGUUUGCCGGGAUAAAGGACCGCAGCAAUCAGAGCUGUUCCCAACAUGUCGGUAUUUAUAGAUGCGUCUGAGUUCCCUCUUAACUUUCCCUUAGAUAAACUAAACAGAUUGGCUUCCUCACUCGCUCAGUGUUGUUCCAGCCCUGAAAUUGUUCCUGUCAUUCUAUUCUGAAGCGUUUCUUUUCUUUUCAGCCUUUUCCUUGUAUGGGGUUGGGUCAGUGUGAUGGGCACCUUCAGCUAGAGCACUCACACCCACACCUCUUCCCUCCCAACCCAAAUGCGUGCAGAGCAGGGGCCUGGAGGGAAAACCUUUAGGAUAGUGAUGUGCAGUGCUUGGCUGUGCCUGGGGCUCUGCAAUCUGUGGGGCAGCUCUCCUGGAAACUGGGACCAAGCAGUGCUGGAAGCUGCAGGCUCGGAGCUGCUCCUCUCCAAACUGGGUUAUGUGGAGUUGGCCACAGAGGUGAGCCUCAUCCCUCAGCUGUCCUCAUCUGAACAUUGUCAUCGUUGCUUGAAGACAUGCUUUGACCUGCACCUCCAUGUGCAGGAUGUCACAGGGUUGGAUGACCCUCCACACCCAACUCCUGCCCUGCUCCUGGCUGGCUUCUUGUUCCUGGCUUUUGGUGCCGCAUUUCUAAAGCACUUGAGUUGCAAAUGGCACUCAGAAGAACCGAGGAAGCUUUUAUGAUAGAUUAUAUUCAAUGAUAAUAGGGCACGUGGGCGCCAAGGCAGGGCAGAGCAGCUGCAUCCCUUGUGCUAUCAGCCCACAAGCAAGGGCUCCAGUGGAUAGCUCACUGCUGAGAAAAGGCGUGGAGACAAGCUGGUGUGUCCUGCCAGCUUCUUUUAUUGCAUCCAUCGCUGUGAAUAAGUUUUCUGUCGUCCUGGCUCCGGCCUCUCCCCAGCGGUAACAGCAGAGUGAAAGUCACCGUAACCUGCCUUAGCCAGGAAGGCGCACAAGAAACGAAUGGCCUGUCUGCACGAAUGCUUCCAGGAACAGGAAAUGUUCUGUCUGCUGCCAUGGCUCCGUGCACUCCGAGUAGCCCCGCGCCGUGCAAAUGGCUGCUGCUCAGGAAGCGGGACCGGCACGCAGAGCGUCAGCGUGCUUUUGGGGGCUGAAAGCAUCCCUCGGUGGGAAAGCGAUGUUCAGCCCACAAAGGGAUGCGGGCAGCUGCAACACCCCGUGGAAGCACGAUCCUGCACGCUCUGUGGGGUUUUGCCAGCCAAAUCCUCCAUGUCGGCCUCUCUCUGCUUUAGCUUUUGGGGCUUGCGCGUGGGGAAGAACGCGAUGCUGCUCCCGCAAGCGCUGCCCGCCUGUGCCCAGGGGGUGGCAGGAAGGCUUCGUCUGUCUGAAAGCACCAUCCUCCCCCCCCCCCCCCCCCCCCUCCCGGCUCAGGGAGCAGAGAGCAGCCAGCUGGAGCGAUGAAUGCCAGAGGAACAAUACCGCUGAUGAGCAGAAACGCUGCGGCUGCGAGGAAGCGCUGCUCGGCCCCUGACGGAGCCGCUCUGACUUCAUCUCUGUCACUGUGCCACCGCGGUCUGCCCUGCGCAUCCCUCCCUGCGCCGCGAUGCUGAUCCCGGCAGCCGAUGCUGAGUGCCAGCGGCUCUUAGAGUGAUGGAGGGGCUGCUUCAGCAAGCAGUUGUGCCUUGCGUGCUUCUGUGUUGCCGGUGGAUGGGAAACCCUGCUGGCAGAGCUGCUGCCUCUCGCCCAGGCUAUGGGUGCAGGGGAGUGUGCCCCCCGUGUGCCAGGCAGAGGGUGUUUUGGCAAAGGCCAAUAAUGUCCCCUUCCCUUCCUGCCAGCCCAGGGAGGACACGGCCCAGCCCUGCAGGAUCUCGGGAGCCCUCCCUGCUGCUGUCAGUGCUGAAGAAAACAUAAGUGUUCACCCUGACCCCUAGCUUGGGGGCUGCUCCGCCAGCACCACUGUGCCUGUCUGCUUCACCUCAGAAGCCAAAGCACUGAGGCCAAGCAGAUGUCUGUCUGUCUGUCUGUCCGCCUGUCUGCUGCAACUCGCUCCAACUCAGCCACACAUCAGCCCUUGCAGCACAGACACCCAGCUGGGCAGCCGCUACCCGUGUCUCGAGAAGGCUGCUGCACAAAGGGGAUUUCAGCAUGGGCUGUGUCAGGGAGAGCUGUCACUUCGGUGGACGUUUUGGGGUUGAAUGGCCUCAGCUUUACUAGAGGCUCUUGCUAUUCUUGCUGCAGAGAUGAACAAGGAGAUGCUUAGACUUCAGUUCUCCCAGCUCUAUGUAUGGCUUCAGCAAAGGAUGAAUUUGAUGGAGCCACCAGCCUGUCAAACGCAGAUCACGUGCAGCCAUCUGUUCCCACUCUAUUCAGGGACUUUCCGUCUAAAACCAGCAGCAAAAGGAAGAUCCAUAGCAGGCUGCGAGGCUUUUCUGGCUCUGCAGCACAGGAAGGUUCUGCUGGAGAUGGGGCUGUUGGUCUGUCCACUCACUCAGGUCAUCGUUGCUGUUUGGGAGUUAUUUUGUUCGGUGAUAGUGCAAGCAUGUGCAGUGCUGGGCUGCCCCAUAGCCAUGCUCCCAUAGCCCAGAUGAACUCCGAGUCCAUCCUUCCAGAUCCAUGCUUCACUGACCUCCUCCUGCUGUCCCCAGCAGGGCAGGGCUGCUGGCAUUACCUGUGCAUUGAGAGUCAUGCUUUCCCAGGGCUUAGCUCUGAAAGCAGGAGCUGACACCACCAGAGCAGAAUAGGGACUGAAGCGCCCUGGGUGCCAGUCUCUGGAGGCUGAUGACAAAUCUCCCGGGUGCGUUUUUGCAAAGUAAAUGGGCUCCUCUCUCCAUUCUGUUAAAGGAACAAAAUGAGCUGCAAGGCAGAGCCUGGCAGGCCAGCUGCCUCCUAGCUAGAGCCGGGAAAACGUCGCUGCAUCUUAAUGGUGUCGGGAAGGAUGGAAUCAGAAUGGUGGUGAAAGAGGCAUCACCAGCGCUGUUAUAAAUAGAGCAGCCGUGAUAACUGCUCAGGAGGCUUUUUAGUCUUUGGGAUUUGGAGGAUAAGCACUGAGCUAUGCUGAGAGGUCCAUUAUCUGUGGCUUUUGUAGGAGUUAGGGGAAUCUGCAGGGGAACGAGGGCAGUGGAUGAGUGCGGGUUUGGGAAUCAUCCCUCUUGUGAAUCUGAGUGUGACCCCGUUUUAAGGCUUUCUGCUACGUGCUGCUGCCUCUUGCACUGCUCUGCCUGCUCCGAGGUGGUUGCACCACGCGUGGCUGCAGUGAUGGUUUCAGGCCAACCUGGUGCCCUGCUGCAGGAAUGCACGGAUUCUCUCCAGCACCCGCUGUAACCACGCAGCCUGCAAGCACACAGCACAAUGCAAGAACUUUGCUGGCAUUGCACUUAAGAAAUGAUUCCAAGCAUUGAGAUUCAGGCAAAGGACCCCUGCGCUCUGUGGCCUAGAUAGUUCUCAGGGCUGGCACUGCUUAGGCAUUCUGGUGCCCGCAGCACUGGCACAUGGAGCAUCGUGCCCAGCCUCACCACCAGGCACCCACCUGUGCGUGCCCAGAGCCAGGCUCAGCUCUGCCAGCAUCGCAGCCGUGUCCUGCCGCAUGUCUCUUCCCCUUUCAGGGUCAUUUUCAGACCGGGUCACUUCACAGCCAGGUUCCUGCAGUCCGCAUGCAGGAGAGUUUGCAGAGAGCAACCAAUGCAGGGAUGCACUGCGGUGCUGGGGAGGCAUAACCUGCUCCUGGGCCAGUGUCAUUGCUGAUGCCAUCAGGUCCAUGCCCCCACAUGUGCCAUGUUGCUGUGUCCCAUGCAUGCAAGGACGUGUUUUGCAAGCUGAAUCUCACGUGGUGUUUUUGCAGGGAAGUUUUGUGCCUUCUGGUAUCGUGCUGCUGCAGGAGUGCACCUGUGGGGCUGCUUUGGUGCAGAACAGCAGCGUGGCAAUAGAGCCGCUCUCCCAGUUCUCUGCUGUCACCCAUCCAUGAGCCCCCCACAACAGCCAGACCUGAGCAGCCGUGUCCCACCCUGCAGGUGGGCAGAGUCACCUGUCACCCCGGGCUUAUGCCAAGUGCUGACACGCAGCUGUCUGUCAGUGCAUCCAUGCCUCUGUGGCCUGAGGUGCACCUGCUGCCUGCCCCACGCGUGAGCACACCUUUCAAGGUCACCUCAGGGCUUCCGAAAUACUCCUUUCUGCUCUAGGCGUGCGGGCGGCGGAGGGGAAGGGUUUAAAAGCGACACUGCGCCUUUAAGGGAGGCCCGUGAGCCGGCUGCGGCCCUGCGGCACGGCCGCUGAUUGGCUGAGCGGCGGGCAGGCGGGCGGGAGGCGGGGACAGCCAUUCAGAAACUCCGAGCUGCACUCGCUCCCUUAAAGGGGACGCGGCAGGGCAGAAAAGUAGGGCUGAGGCCGGCCGGGCGGCCACCUCCCGUCCGUCGCAGCUGGCUCUGGUCAUCGCCGGGUCCCCACGUACACCAGCACGCUGCUGCCCUGGAUGAGUGGCCGCCCUGACCCCCUGGUUGCAGGGGCAAUGCAAGCCAACCCUGCUCCCAUUAUCGUGAACACAGACUCGCUGGAACAAGGGCUCUCUGUGAACGGCAGCGAUGGGAUGUUCAAAUACGAGGAGAUCGUCCUGGAAAGGGGUAACUCCGGCCUCGGCUUCAGCAUAGCAGGAGGGAUCGACAACCCCCACAUUCCAGAUGAUCCCGGCAUCUUCAUCACCAAAAUCAUCCCCGGGGGAGCGGCGGCCAUGGAUGGACGUUUGGGGGUGAACGACUGCGUGCUGCGGGUCAACGACGUGGACGUCUCCGAGGUGGUGCACAGCAAAGCAGUGGAGGCCCUGAAGGAAGCGGGCCCCGUGGUGCGGCUCGUGGUGCGGCGCCGGCAGCCCCCGCCUGAGACCAUCAUGGAGGUCAACCUGAUGAAGGGACCCAAAGGACUGGGCUUCAGCAUCGCAGGGGGCAUUGGGAACCAGCACAUCCCCGGGGACAACAGCAUCUACAUCACCAAGAUCAUCGAGGGAGGCGCUGCCCAGAAGGACGGGCGCCUGCAGAUCGGGGACCGGCUGCUGGCGGUGAACAACACCAACCUGCAGGACGUGCGGCACGAGGAGGCGGUGGCCGCGUUGAAGAACACCUCUGACAUGGUGUACCUGAAAGUGGCCAAGCCCGGCAGCCUGCACCUCAACGACAUGUACGCGCCCCCCGACUACACCAGCACCUUCUCAGCCUUGGCUGACAACCACAUAAGCCAUAACUCCAGUCUGGGCUACUUGGGUGGCGUGGAGAGCAAGCCCCCAUACCCCGUCCCCCCACAAGUGACCCCCUCCAGGUACUCGCCCAUCCCUCGGCACAUGAUCGGGGAUGAAGACUUCACCAGAGAGCCCCGGAAAAUCAUCCUACACAAAGGUUCCACCGGCCUGGGCUUCAACAUCGUCGGGGGGGAGGACGGAGAGGGCAUCUUCGUGUCCUUCAUCCUGGCCGGAGGCCCCGCCGACCUCAGCGGGGAGCUGCGGAGAGGAGACCGCAUCCUGUCGGUGAACGGCGUGAACCUCCGCAACGCCACCCACGAGCAGGCGGCAGCGGCGCUGAAGCGGGCGGGGCAGACGGUGACCAUCAUCGCGCAGUACCGGCCCGAAGAGUACAGCCGCUUCGAGUCCAAGAUCCACGACUUGAGAGAGCAGAUGAUGAACAGCAGCAUGAGCUCUGGCUCUGGCUCGCUCCGGACAAGCGAGAAGAGAUCCCUCUAUGUCCGAGCACUGUUUGACUAUGACCGGACCCGGGACAGCUGCUUACCCAGCCAGGGGCUCAGCUUCUCCUAUGGGGACAUCCUGCAUGUCAUCAAUGCCUCUGACGAUGAGUGGUGGCAAGCCAGGCUUGUGACACCCCAUGGCGAGAGCGAGCAGAUCGGGGUCAUCCCCAGCAAGAAGAGGGUGGAGAAGAAGGAGAGAGCGCGGUUGAAAACGGUGAAGUUCCACGCCAGGACCGGCAUGAUAGAGUCCAACCGGUCGAUCAAAACGAAACGUAAAAAGAGUUUCCGCCUCUCUCGAAAGUUUCCAUUUUACAAGAGCAAAGAGAACCUGGCCCAGGAGAGCAGCGGACAGGAACAGGGCGUGACAUCAAACACCAGUGACAGCGAGAGCAGUUCCAAAGGACAAGAGGACACUAUCCUGUCAUACGAGCCAGUGACGCGGCAAGAAAUUCACUACGCCAGGCCUGUGAUCAUCCUGGGGCCCACAAAGGACCGAAUUAAUGAUGACCUCAUCUCUGAAUUUCCACACAAGUUUGGUUCCUGCGUGCCACACACCACGAGGCCUCGGCGUGACAAUGAGGUGGAUGGACAGGAUUACCACUUCGUCGUCUCCCGAGAACAGAUGGAGAAGGAUAUUCAGGACAACAAGUUCAUAGAGGCCGGGCAGUUCAACGACAACCUCUACGGGACCAGCAUUCAGUCAGUGCGGGCGGUCGCGGAGAGGGGAAAACACUGCAUCUUGGAUGUAUCUGGCAAUGCUAUCAAGAGGUUGCAACAAGCACAACUUUAUCCCAUUGCCAUUUUCAUCAAACCAAAAUCCAUCGAAGCGCUCAUGGAGAUGAACCGGAGACAGACAUACGAACAGGCCAACAAGGUCUUUGACAAAGCCAUGAAACUCGAGCAAGAAUUCGGAGAGUAUUUUACAGCCAUCGUACAAGGAGACUCUCUGGAAGAGAUUUACAGCAAAAUCAAACAGAUCAUCGAGGACCAAUCCGGGCACUACAUCUGGGUCCCAUCCCCAGAGAAGCUCUGAAGACGUCCCCCACCUGCGGGGACCAUCUCUGACGUCCCACCCCACCCGCGCCCUCUGCCCCAAGGGGGGGGGGGAUGUGCAAACCAUUCCUGCCCCCUUUUUUUAGAUCGUCGCAAAAUUGAGUUUUCUAGUCCUGUUUCUUUUGUUGGGAUGAACUGAUCUCAUUCAUCACGUGACUGUUCCCACCAUCCCUGCAUGGACCUUCCCACUGCUCCAUUAGAGACAGAUGAGAACCCAUUCAAGAGUCGUUUUUUAUUAUUAUUAUUAUUAUUAUUAUUAACUAAACCGAGAAUCCAGAUGGGAGGAGGCGGCUGAGGACUAACGUAAGAAACAAGCGAAACAAUGGACUCUGAGAACACGAGCAGUGUCAGAGCUCCGGGGCAUUUUUUCCAGGUGCGACUGCCUAGCAGCUCUGAGCAGCGCGACAGAAUGGCAGCAGAAGGCAUUUUAUUUAUCUGUAUAUGUAAUUUAUAUAUAAUAUAGAGAAAGAUAUUAUAUAUAUAUUAUAUAUAUAUAUCCAUGUGGAUUAGGAAACCUGAGGGACCUCUUCCAAGGUACUGUGUUAUUGCAAGGAUCUUUCAGUUUCUUUGUCCCACCCGCUGGGCGUAGGGAAUCCGCUGGGGCAGAAGCGAUCGCAGCGGUACCACGAGCAUCUCCUGCUGCCCCUGCCAGCAGCCCCAGGUCGGGGGGCAGCACAGAACCCGGGACACUGCAUCUGCAGAGGGACCCGGAGCUCUGGGCUGACCCAGGAGCCACAGACUGAGCAGGAGGUUGCGGAGGGAGAGAAUGGAUGAUGCUACAUAUUAAAUUGCACAUUGUUUUACACGCCACCGUAUGUGUUUGCAUGAGAGGUUUCCUUUUGGUUCUAUUUUUUUAAGCUGAUGUUAAAACCAAAACCAUAUUGUGUUGCUGUGUUGGCUUUUUUGUUAUUUUUUUUUUUCAUUAUUCCAUUUUUUUUUUCUCUCUUGUUAAUAAUGAACUGAACGGGUAUAAAAUCCAGUUUUUUAACUUAUUUUUUAAGCUGGCUGUAUUGUAAAUAGAAUCUAGACCUGAGGUGUUUAGUUAGGAAAUACUCUACCAGCCUCAUGAAACAAUGUACUCGCUGUCCUGUGUUGCUGUGGAAAACCCGGGAUGUCAGGCAGGCCCUGUACCUGUGCUUGGAGGUGAAUGAUCCUUGCUGGCAUCGGCCGCUGCCACGAAGAGCCCUGGCUGUGCCCUGGGUGGUCGCUCACAGGCUUUCAGAUGGGUAGGAAUGGGGCAGCAGAUGAAAGCCUUCCUCCUUCCUUCCCUGCUGUGUGCCAUGCUCACUGCUCCUCUCCCUGCACGUGUGGUGGUGGCUGUGGGUGUGAGCUCUGUCCUCUGGCACUGGGAGCGGUGGGGAAACGAGCGCUCACCUCCUGGUUCUGUCUUCCCUCUGGCAUUGGGCUCUGUGCCCUUUCUCAAAUUUACCUCCGGGAACUGCUCUGGGUGCCUCCUGCUCGUGGUUUGGUGGGGACGGAGUCGUGCGCUGCGCACCGGGCUGCCGUGUGCUGUGGUUUCCCAAAUGAGGUGGCUGUUAGUGCUGGGAGCUGGCCCCGUGCAGAGGAAUGUUCCUUCUGGAGGAAGCUUUGGCACUGGAGCGGGGCUCUGUCGUGGGAACGGGGCUGUGUGAAGCUGCUGGGGAGCUCAGGCUUUGAGCUGCGUUUCCAGGUGCUGACAGCCAAGGUGGGAGAGCCCCCUCUCCUUAUAGACUGCAAAUGCUGUUCUCAAACACAGCGCCGAGCAGCAGAGGAGAGGCAGGCAGCAGCAGGUAAGUCCAGGCUGUGCCCCCUCCCCUUUCUGUACAGAGGUGAGUGCGGCAGUGCCAGUGCCCUUCCCUGGAGGUAACGGCUGUGGGUGCACAGGGCGCAGCGUGAAUGCGAGCUGCUGUGCAGGUGCUCUGCUGAGAAGCUGCACUUGUCCUGCACCACGUGGAGCCCACGGGGACAGAGCAGCCUGCUGGGAUGGAAAGCAGUGCUGCAAGCAGACAGCGCUGUGGAUACAGGGGAGGGGAGGGAGGAUUCUGCUGCCAAGGGGACCUGCCCUGAAGGAGUGAACUUGGGAUGCUGCUGUGCUGGGCUCGCUGCAGUGCUGCGGGCAGCAGUCCCUGGAGCAGCACAGUGAGUGACACACGGGUCCUUACGAUGCUCGUCACACAGUUCUUGUCUCAGCUGUUUUCCUAAUAGCCUGUCUGUUCUCAAGCCCCAUGGAGAAAAAGCCAAUGUACUCCAUGGCACAGCUGCCAGUAUCGAAUUGAUCACCACGCUCGUUGGUUACCGGUGUUUCUUCCAAGGAGACGUAUAUUUUUAAUAAACAGAGAGUUGCAAAGAA